ACUGAGGCCUCCGUUUCAGAAUCUCAGUCACGAUUCGAGAAACCAAGUCAACUGCACAGAUAAUGCGGAAGAGUAGAAGGGACUAAACUAGAAAGUAAGAGAGAGAGAAAAAAAAAAGAAACUUGCAAUUGCUAAAGAUAAGGGAAGAUAAGCCACACAGGUGAGCCACUGACCACUUUCAGUCCAGCAACUCCGUGAAGACAGCAGCUUCCCGUCAUGGAGCCCCGCACGCUGGGACUGAUCACCUGCCUUCCUGUUGGCCAGCCUGUCCGCCGUGACGUGGGCCACCGUUGACCACCUGAUCCUCCAUGACUGCAUGCAAAAUCAGACGCGGGAAUACGGACGACUGGUUUCCCUUACACUAGACCCAUAUCCACCUCAGCUACCCGGCAAGGUGACUGUCUCGGCCACAAUCCAGCUUGACAAACCAGUGGAAGGACAUGUCAGAAUGGACCUGCAGAUCGUGAAGAAGCUAGGCUUCCUGGGAUAUGCCCUGCAGAUUCCUUGCAUCGGUAAUGUUGGCACUUGCAAUUAUACCGAUGUCUGCGCUAUGCUGAGAGGCGAAACACCUACAAAACCACCAACCACUACCACUGCCACCACCGCCACCACGGCACGCACCGUGGCUACCCUGGCUUCCUGUGAGGGAUGCUCUCAGUCGGAGACAGUGCUGACCAAGGCGCAAGAUCUUUAUUCCACGGAGACCUCCACUAUCUUGACAAGCUCCGCUGAAGGCGAGGUCUCGGAAACGAUUCGAGCCGGGGUGACGACACCGUCGUCGUCGAGUGUUGACACCUUAGCCACGCCUGGCACCGAACCUAUCAUCAACGUCGAUAGUGUUCAGACGACCGCAGUGUAUGUCACAGACGCUGAAGCUGACGAGGGAGACGCGCUACCUAGCGACGGUGUCCCUGUCGUUGAUGUAGACGGCAGCCAGAUGACGUCACAGCCUGUUGAUACAGCAGCCACCCACUUGACCACGGAAGCAACCACCUCGAUAAAUGUGACCCCUGGCAGCAGCCUAGGUACAGCACAACCUGAGGUGACCGUUGACGAGACCACUUCCGGGUUAGCCAUUGAAAUGGACAGCACAACCCAGCGGCCGUGCCCAGAACUCAUGGUCGAAAAUAAUCUGCCUUGCGCAUGUCCCUUUCAGCCUGGGUCGUACACGCUUCCUCCGACAAGCUUCAACAUCCCUGACCUCGGCAUUUUGUCGUCCCUUGCCAGGGGUGACUACCGCGUAAGAAUUCGCUUCUUCGACAUGGACACAGGGGACAUGCUGGCCUGCCAGCAGGUGGAGACGACCAUUCGCGACCCGUGCUCCGGUACGGACUGCAUUGUGGGUUAGCAAGGUGUUGAACGUUAGAGACCUCGUUACUGGAUUCGAUGGAGGUUGUUGGGGGUUAAGGGAGUUCUCCUUUUCCCUCAUUCGUCAUAUAUUUCGUCUUAACGUUAUUGGUAACGUAUGGUAGUAAAUGUUAACAGUUGACUGUG
Pomacea canaliculata is the source of this 1494-nucleotide messenger RNA. RefSeq names its product flocculation protein FLO11-like. Gene Ontology annotation, molecular function: enzyme activator activity; lipid carrier activity. The record is from RefSeq and is a predicted model, not a curated record. Gene Ontology annotation, cellular component: cytoplasmic side of plasma membrane. The transcript has 4 exons. Lineage: Eukaryota; Metazoa; Mollusca; Gastropoda; Architaenioglossa; Ampullariidae. Gene Ontology annotation, biological process: ganglioside catabolic process; lipid transport. Bases 317 to 1348 code for a protein of 343 amino acids.